AUGUCUCAGGUCACCAAGAGGAAGUAAGUAGUGAAGGAUGUGCUGGGGGAGGACCAGCAGUGGACUGUGAAGGUACUCAAGACCCCAGGGAACAACCUGAGGUGGACAUGCCCAGAGGCAGUGCUUCCAGGUGAGCCCGCCCUCCCUUACCGAGAGAGCAUCUGGACCAAGAGGGGGGACUUCCUCAUUGUAGAGCCCAUUGAGGAGGGUGAGAAGGCAAAGGCUGAGGUCUCCUUGUGCUCCACAAGGACCAUGUGCACUCCCCGUGGGACCAGGGGCUCUGAAGUGACCGAGAAACACAGCAUCGGGAACAGACAUACUCAGCCAGGACUCCUCGCCGAGCCCGUCCUCAGAAGAUGA
Echinops telfairi (small Madagascar hedgehog) is the source of this 360-nucleotide messenger RNA. It is a transcript of the gene EIF1AD, whose product is annotated as eukaryotic translation initiation factor 1A domain containing. The transcript has a single exon. The record is from RefSeq and is a predicted model, not a curated record. Lineage: Eukaryota; Metazoa; Chordata; Mammalia; Afrosoricida; Tenrecidae.